Messenger RNA from Dentiscutata heterogama, 374 nucleotides. The record is from the annotation of a GenBank genome assembly. NCBI's taxonomy places the organism in Eukaryota, Fungi, Glomeromycota, Glomeromycetes, Diversisporales, Gigasporaceae.
AUGACCGAACGGAAACCUAUCCUUCUUUGUAUGGGUAACCCUUUAUUGGAUAUUUCCGUUGUUGCCGAUGAGUCCCUUCUUAAAAAAUACGAUCUGAAAGCCAACGAUGCUAUCCUUGCCGAAGAAAAGCAUAAACCUUUGUACGAAGAAUUAGUCAAAUCUUACAAACCUGACUAUGUAGCUGGUGGUGCUGCCCAGAAUGUCGCUCGAGCUGCUCAGCCAAACUCAACUGUUUAUUUUGGAUGUGUCGGCAAUGAUCAAUUCGCUGAACAGAUGCGCAAUGCUGCGCAAAGAGAAGGUUUAAUUGCUGAUUAUUUAGUUACCGAUGAAUAUCCGACUGGCACUUGCGGUGUUAUUAUUACUAAUAACCAUAG